Molecule: messenger RNA, 636 nt
Organism: Zychaea mexicana
Lineage: Eukaryota; Fungi; Mucoromycota; Mucoromycetes; Mucorales; Lichtheimiaceae
Exons: 3
Coding region: 1-636 (211 amino acids)
Source: RefSeq, a predicted model, not a curated record
AUGACGACAACCAUUGACACAAAGCAAGUCGAACAUGCAGUUACUUUGAUCAAUAUUGCUUCCGAGAUGGACCAGUCUGGUAAUCAUCAAAUGGCCUUUGAUCUUUACAUGAUGGGUCUGGAUCGCAUGUUAUCUGCAUUCCCAUUGGAAACCAACGCAAACAUGAAACGUGCGUUGGAAGACAAGAUUCGAGAAUUCAAGCAAGAAAAACGACUCAACCUCGACUUACCUCCUGCCGAUGUCACUGAACUGGCUGAGGCACUGAAUGGAACGACAACAACAACAACAACGACACAUAGUGCCACUCGAUUGACCGAACUCGUUGUAAAUGCAUUAGUCUAUGGCGCAGUAACGCUGAAAAAGAGUCCUGUACCUUAUGUUCUCACAUCCGUCAUGACAUACGCAAAGGCAGGUCUUCAGCUCGUAGACGAUACUUGCCAGAUCCGCAGACGUACUCGAGACAUUGCAUCUCAUGGCAUGGCUAAAGCCGUCGAGCUGGAACGCCAUUAUGAGAUCCAUGAGAAACUGACAGAGAGCAUGAACGCCGUGUAUGGAGCCAUUGCCAAAGCCAAUGCGGCUUAUACCGAAACACCCGGGUUCAAGCAGGAUGAGGAUGCUGCUGUGCCAGCUGCUUAA